Hemicordylus capensis (graceful crag lizard) is the source of this 5382-nucleotide messenger RNA. RefSeq names its product polyribonucleotide nucleotidyltransferase 1 (gene PNPT1). The record is from RefSeq and is a predicted model, not a curated record. Gene Ontology annotation, biological process: mitochondrial RNA 3'-end processing; mitochondrial mRNA catabolic process. Gene Ontology annotation, molecular function: 3'-5'-RNA exonuclease activity; polyribonucleotide nucleotidyltransferase activity; RNA binding. NCBI's taxonomy places the organism in Eukaryota, Metazoa, Chordata, Lepidosauria, Squamata, Cordylidae. Gene Ontology annotation, cellular component: mitochondrion; cytosol. Bases 37 to 2451 code for a protein of 804 amino acids. The transcript is spliced from 28 exons.
CGCGGGGCGGCCAGUUUGCCGGGUGACUCUGGUGUCAUGGCCGCCGCUGCCGCUUGCAUGGGCUGGUGUUCGUGGCUGAGGUGGAGGGCAAAAGCAGAGCGGGUGGCGGCGGCAGCAGUUGCCUCUGCGGGGAGCAGAGGCAUGGGGCCCUGGCUAAGGGGGCCGGGCUGCUCUCGACUGGCGCGCUGGCGGCCGGCGAGAGGCUUGUGCAGCUCCGCCCGGGGCCGCAAAGGGGUGUCCGUGGACUUGGGGAGUAGGAAGUUGGAGAUUUCUUCUGGAAAGCUAGCCAGGUUUGCUGAUGGAUGUGCUGUAGUACAGUUAGGUGACACAUCAGUGAUGGUGACAGCAGUUAGUAAAACAAAGCCUUCGCCAUCUCAAUUCAUGCCUUUGGUGGUUGACUAUCGACAAAAAGCUGCUGCAGCCGGAAGAAUCCCCACCAAUUAUCUGCGAAGAGAACUUGGUUCCACUGAUAAAGAAAUUCUUACUAGCAGAUUAAUAGAUCGGUCAAUUAGACCACUUUUCCCGGCCGGCUACUUUUAUGAUACACAGAUCCUUUGUAAUCUUUUAGCUGUAGAUGGUAUCCAUGAUCCUGAGGUGCUGGCAAUCAAUGGAGCUUCUGCGGCCCUUACAUUGUCAGAUAUUCCAUGGAAUGGUCCCAUCGGUGCUGUGAGAGUAGGACUGAUUGAUGGAGAAGUUGUCAUUAAUCCCACCCGCAAAGAAAUGUCCUCCAGUAUUUUGGAUUUAAUAGUUUCUGGAGCUCCCUGUAGCCAAAUUGUUAUGCUGGAAGCCGCAGCGGAGAACGUAUUGCAGCAGGACUUCUGUCAUGCCAUCAAAGUGGGCAUGAAGCACACCCAGCAAAUAAUCCAAGGCAUACAACAGCUGGCAAGAGAGCAGGGCAUCGCCAAGAGAACAGGACACAAGUUAUUCACUGCUCCAGAGGAGAUUGUGGAAUGUGCAAAGCAGCUUGCCUCUGAAAAACUCACGGCAGUGUUCUCGGACUUCAAGCAUGAUAAAAUUUCAAGAGAUGAAGCAGUUAAUAAAAUAAGGCUUGAAACAGAAGAACAGCUGAAAGAAAGGUUUCCAGAGGCUGAGCCUUACGAAUUCAUUGAAGCAUUUAAUGUUGUUUCCAAGGAAAAUUUUAGGAAUCUUAUUCUGAAUGAAUACAGAAGAUGUGAUGGUCGAGACCUAACUUCACUUAGAGAUAUCAGCUGUGAAGUGGAUAUGUUCAAAACGCUUCAUGGAUCUGCACUGUUCCAGAGAGGUCAAACACAGGUUCUCUGUACGGUUACAUUUGAUUCACUGGAAUCAAGUGUGAAAUCUGACGUUAUCACAACAGCUAUAAGUGGAAUAAAAGAGAAAAACUUUAUGCUCCAUUAUGAGUUCCCUCCAUAUGCAACAAAUGAGAUCGGUAAAGUUACAGGCAUAAACAGAAGAGAACUUGGCCAUGGUGCACUUGCGGAGAAAGCAUUGAAGCCAGUGAUUCCCAGUGAAUUCCCUUUCACGAUAAGGGUUACUUCAGAAGUAUUGGAGUCCAAUGGAUCAUCUUCAAUGGCUUCCGCAUGUGGUGGGAGUUUAGCGCUGAUGGAUGCAGGAGUCCCAAUAUCAUCUGCUAUAGCAGGUGUUGCUGUGGGUUUGGUUACCAGACCUAGUUCUACAAAAAAUGGAGACUUCGAGGAUUACCGCUUGCUAACAGACAUUCUGGGAAUAGAAGACUAUAAUGGUGAUAUGGACUUCAAGAUGGCUGGAACGAAUAAAGGAAUAACUGCUUUACAGGCUGAUAUCAAGCUUCCAGGGAUACCUCUAAAAAUUGUAAUGGAAGCUAUUCAGCAAGCCACAGUGGCAAAGAGAGAGAUCUUGCAAAUUAUGAACAAGACCAUUGCAAAACCCAGAGCAAGCCGAAAAGAGAAUGGACCCCUUGUAGAAACCAUUCAAGUGCCAUUAUCAAAAAGAGCAAGAUUUGUAGGUCCCGGAGGUUAUAAUUUAAAGAAACUUCAAGCUGGAACAGGGGUCACUGUUAGCCAAAUGGAUGAAGAGACAUUUUCUGUGUUUGCUCCAACACCAGCUGCUAUGCAUGAAGCACGAGAAUUUAUUACCGAAAUCUGCAAAGAUGAUCAAGACUAUCAGUUGGAAUUUGGAGCUAUUUAUACAGCCACAAUAACAGAAUUGAGAGAUGUUGGAGUGAUGGUAAAAUUGUAUCCAAACAUGACUCCUGUUUUACUUCACAACUCACAGUUGGAUCAAAGAAAGAUUAAGCAUCCUAGUGCUCUGGGAUUAGAAGUUGGUCAAGAAAUCCAGGUGAAAUAUUUUGGACGUGAUCCAAAUGACGGCAGAAUGAGGCUUUCACGGAAAGUGCUUCAGUCUCCAGCUACAUCUGUUGUAAAGACGCUAAGUGACAAAAACAAUAUCGUAGUGGGAGCUGCAGUUACAGAAUCUGCUAGUUCGCCAUCGUAGUGUGUUGUGAACACACAGGAGCCCUUCUGGGCUUAUUAGUAUUGUGGUUCUUUGAAAAAAAUUGGAACAGCUGUCUUGAAAUGGCAAACUCUCAUCGGGCAGGUUUGGAUACCACAUAGACAUAUUAAAGUUGGUAUAAAUGUUAUUGGAUACCAGUUGAUCUUCAGUUUUUCUGAAACUCCAUGAAGUUGGCUGUCUCCUUCUUCCCUAUGCAGAAAUCAUAAGUUCAUAGCAGUACUGCUAUAAAUCAUGUACCACUUGAAGGAUGGACGAUGUUUCCAGACUAUAUCAAAUAAGUUUGUCUGCUUAAUGUCUUGCCUCUGUUACUCAAGAGGUGCAUUAAGCAUCUCCCUCCCCCUCCACUCUUCUUCAGUGUGCUGAUUUGCUUCCAAUGAUGUUUUAGUCACACACAAAAAUCCAGCUCACUUUCUCUUGUGUAAGUUUUUAUACACUUGGAAACAGGAAAUAGCCUCUAAAAACACAUUUGACUUUGCAGUAGUUUGAAGCUCUUUCAGUAGAAUGUUAACUGCAUCUUUUCCAUAAAGAAACACAUGAAAAUGUUAUAAAACUGAAAAAGCUGCACAGCAUGAUUUGCAAAUAAAAAUUUUUUAGGUGAUAAGUGUUUCUCAACUGAAUUUAAGCAGUUCUCUAGACUGGAGAAGCUCAGGGUGAAUUAGAGGGAUCACAGAAUCAAUGUAUUUAGAUAGGAGUUUUAUUUAAAACAUACUCUUUAACAGAUUUUUAAAAAUGGAAUAUAUUUCAAAUACUGCCUCCCAGUGCACCCUGAGUUGGCCAUUCCACACAGGGAGAAACAACCCCAAGGGAACCCUCAGUUCCAUUCCCUGAACUGCCACCUGAUGGAGAGAGGUAGGUAAUUAGGUAUGAGCCAUAGGAUUAAGUGACCAGGAAGGGAAGAUCUAUGGUCUACCAGCUCCUGUUCAGAAAAAUAAUUGGCACAAAUAUAUUGAAAAAUGCAACAGUUGUAUUAAAACACAAGCCAGCAAGCUUUAGACUUUUGAAAAGCAUCUUGAGAACCUGGAAAUAUUACUGUAAAUCUCUUGGGACAUUAAUAGAAACUAGCUUAACCUGCACAGAGCAUCUGCAUGCUAGUAUUUGAUUGCUUCCCUCACUCCCUGCCACAGCCCCCCUCACCUCAGAGAUCUCUCCACCCUCACCUGAGCCACACUCCUGCUGCUCUUCCUCCAUCCCAUUGCUUCCAUCCCCCUCACCUCGCUUGGUCACUCCUCCAUCCCUUUACUCCAUCCCCCUCUCCUCUCUUGGGCAUGGCUCCAGCGUUACUGGCACCUAUUGGUCAAGCUGCAGCCUCCUAUCCACAGAGACCUCCCUACCCGAGCCUCACUCCUGCUCCUCCCCACAGGAGCAGCAGUGGUUGACCGGGCCGUUCCUCGCUGCCACCACCGCCAUGGCCACUCAUUCCCCUCAGGCCACUAACAGGCCCGGACCCAUCCCUUGCCUGCCUGCCUCCCUCCCUCCACUAAUGGCCUCGGUAGCCCCAAACAGCAGCAGUGGUUGACUGGACUCUUUCUUGCGGCACACUCAUUCCCCUCAGGCUGCUGACAGGCUUGGGCCCAUCCCUCACCCUUCCUUCUGUCUCUCUUUCCCUCCCUUCUUUUUCUCUUUCUCCUCCGCUCGCUCCUCCCCACUUUUUCUACCCCCUCCCUUCAUGUUCUCUCCCUCCCUCCCUCCCUCUCUGAGUUAACAGAUCUUGUUUCCUCAUCUAAUUCACACAACGGCAGCCUCCUUCUCCUGAAGGGACUCUUCCCUCCCUCAUGACCCCUCUGUUCGCAGCCCGAUAUAGAUAUAGGUGUGUGUGUGUGCGUGUGUGUAUGUAUGUGUACACACACACACACACACACACACACACAGAUAGAGAUUCCUCUCCUCUACAAUCAAGAACAUGUUCUGUGAAGUUUCCGACUGACCUUAACCAUCACAAGCUCCUCCUCACUAUCUGCAUAUGGAAUCCCCACUGCCCAGUCAGGUACUCUUGCUUGCGAACUCUCGUGAGAGCUGCCACAUACAGGAUUAGCCACGGGUAUGCCUUAGAGAAUUAAAUGUAUAGAUGGUAAGUAUGAUGACGUGGAAUGGCACAAGAAAAAAAAUUAACAAAACAUCAUCCCUCUAUGGCUUUUUAUGAUUUUUUUUAAAGCACACUAUUCAUGUAAGGAUAUAUAUUAUAACAUUUGCAUAAUUAGCUGUGGGGGAACUUGUAUAUAAAGGGCAAUUUGGAAGCUAUACUAAAAAUAGAAUAGUCCAAAAACUUCCAAGAAGUGUGAAAUACGCUGCCAUGUUUGUAUAAAUGUUAAGCUCCAAAGCUAUUAAUACUUUGAAAUACUGUAUAACUUGCAUUUAGCUCUGCACUUUCCAAUGGAAGUGUGAAGUGCCAAAGGGGAAGACAAAGAAAAGCAGAAUCUGAUCACUCCAAUAUUUUAGGAUGAAUUGCUGUUGAAUCCAGAAUUUUUUUAAAAAAUUAAGUAUCUAGAACUGUGAAAACAGUGGGAUCCAAUAUUUUUUUUAAUGAAAAAUGUUUACCCAGCACUAGAAAAUUUGAGUCAUGAAAUGAAUUCUAUUCAUGCUGGCUUCAAAUUUGAAAGGUACCCAGGGGAUGAAGGGGAGCCCUUUUCUAAUAUGCAGUCUCUGGUGCUAACAUGAUGAAAAAAGUGAACAAAUAUAUAGAGAUAUAACACUUGAUGGCCACCAUCUAAUAUACAGACCUACAUCUUUAAAUAAAAAUGCAGAUACGAUAUCAUUAAAUUGAUGAGCCUAUACCUGUGUGUUAGCUUGUGACUGAUGUGUCUAAAUCAGAAGAACUUAAGUUAUAAGUUGGGAGAAUGUAAAUGUGAGCAUUUGUGUUUGAUUUUUAUGGUCCUAUUUUUGCUACUUAAACUAUUAAAAUAUAUUCUCUCUGUA